This is a messenger RNA of Frieseomelitta varia, 3948 nucleotides long. RefSeq names its product 1-phosphatidylinositol 4,5-bisphosphate phosphodiesterase gamma-1 (gene sl). Gene Ontology annotation, biological process: phosphatidylinositol-mediated signaling; positive regulation of epithelial cell migration; phospholipid catabolic process. NCBI's taxonomy places the organism in Eukaryota, Metazoa, Arthropoda, Insecta, Hymenoptera, Apidae. Bases 338 to 3745 code for a protein of 1135 amino acids. Gene Ontology annotation, molecular function: phosphatidylinositol-4,5-bisphosphate phospholipase C activity; calcium ion binding; protein binding. The record is from RefSeq and is a predicted model, not a curated record. The transcript has 21 exons.
AGGUAGGAUAAAUCUUUAAGUGUGUAACAUAAGAAAACCUAUAACAUUUUAAACAUGAAUGGUAUAAUACCUGAAAUGGAACAAAUCAUCAGUCAGCUUGAAAGAGGAACUGUAGUAACAAAAUUUUUUUCAAGAAAAAGACCAGAGAAAAAGACUCUUAUGAUAAAAAGAGAAACUAGACAAAUUGUAUGGUCAAGGAGUGCAACGUUUAGACCUUUUGAUGGUUCAGGCACACAUUUUGCAUGGUUAUGAAGAUAUAUCUACAGCAAAAAUGGGCAAAAUUAUCUGAAGAUACUAUUUAUAGGUCAAAAACCUGAAGGAAAGGUCCUUGUGAAUAAUGUAUAUGGUUGAAAUAAGGGAAAUCAAAGAAAUUAAAGUAGGAAAGCAUUCUAAAGAUUUUGAGAAAUGGCCAGAAGAUGCAAAAAGGAUAGAAAAUCUUAGGUGUUUUGUUGUGUAUUAUGGUUCUGAAUUUCGUCUUAAAACUCUUUCAAUUUCUGCUCUUAGUGAGAAAGAAUGUGAACUUUGGGUGAAAGGAUUACGUCGUUUGGUUCAAGAUACUAUAAAAGCUCCUUAUCCUUUACAAGUUGAAAGAUGGCUUAGGAAAGAAUUUUAUGCAAUGGAAAAUUCAAGAGAAACAGUUACUUUAAAAGAUAUAAAAGCAUUUUUACCUAGAGUUAAUUGUAAAAUAGCAACAAAUAAACUUAGAGAACUUUUUCAAGAAAUAGAUACAAGAAAUAGAAAUGAACUUGGUUUUGAUGAUUUUGUUGCACUUUAUCAUAAACUUAUCUUUGAUCAAAAUAAUCUUACAGAUUGGAAUAAAUUACUUAAUUAUUCUAAAACGGGACAAAUUGUUACAGUCCAAGAAUUUCAGAACUUCUUAAUAACUGAACAACAAGAUCCUUUAGGAAAUAAUGAGGUUGAACUAUCAUGUUUUAUUAGAGAUUAUUUACAAGAUCUUCAAAGAGAUGUGCAAGAACCACAUUUUACAUUUUCGGAAUUCAUCGAUUUCUUGUUUUCAAAACAAAAUUCUAUUUGGGAUCCAAAAUACUCGCAUAUUUAUCAAGAUAUGACUAAACCUCUUGCACAUUAUUGGAUAGCAUCAUCACAUAAUACAUACUUAAUGGGAGAUCAAAUUAGCAGUGAAAGCAGUUGUCAAGCUUAUAUUCGUGCAUUAAGAGCUGGAUGUAGAUGUAUAGAACUUGACUGUUGGGAUGGACCAGAUGGAAUGCCUUUUAUUUUUCAUGGGCACACACUUACUACAAAGAUUAAAUUUUUGGAUGUUAUUAAAACUAUCAAAGAACAUGCUUUUUCUACCUCUGAUUAUCCUGUCAUUUUAUCCAUUGAGGACAAUUGUACUUUACCACAACAACGUAAAAUGGCAAUCACAAUGCAAGAUGUAUUUGGUGAUAUGUUAUUAGUUCAACCUGUAGAUAAAAAUGAAACUUUUUUACCAUCUCCACAUGCACUGAAAAGAAAAAUUAUAUUGAAACAUAAAAAAUUACCUGACGGCGUAGAAGAAACAUCAUUUCUUAUUCGAAACGAUGAAAGCAGACAAGAAAUGGAUCUUAGAAAUACGGUUAAAAAUGGCAUUCUUUAUCUUGAAGAUCCCGUUGACAGAGAGUGGAAUCCACAUUUUUUUGUAUUAACACAGCAAAAGUUAUUUUACACAGAUACAUUUUCCAGAACUCAAGAAACUGAACAUGACGAUGAUGAAGAAGCUGUAGUUCGUCGACCUACCGAUGGAGUACCAAAUGAUGAAUUACAUUUUGGUGAAAAAUGGUUCCAUGGUAAAUUAGCAAGAGGUAGAGAAGAAGCAGAGGAAUUACUACGACAUUAUUCACAUCUUGGUGAUGGCACAUUUUUAGUUAGACAAUGCGUUACAUUUGUUGGUGAUUAUUGCCUUUCUUUUUGGCGCAAAGGGAAAGUAAAUCAUUGUCGUAUUAAGCUCAAGCAAGAAAUGGGUCAGACACAAUAUUAUCUUAUUGAUACGAAUUGCUUUGAUAGUUUAUAUAGCUUAAUUACACAUUAUCGCAAUCAUCCAUUAAGAAGUCAAGAAUUUUUAAUCACACUUCAAGAACCUGUUCCACAACCAAACAAACAUGAAGAAAAAGAAUGGUGGCAUGCUGAAUGUACUCGAACUUUAGCUGAAGAAAUGUUAAAACGAAUUCCUACCGAUGGUGCAUUUUUGGUGAGACCGAGUGAAAAAGAAAGCAAUUCUUAUGCUAUAUCUUUUAGGGCAGAAAAAAAGAUUAAGCAUUGUAGGAUUAAACUAGAAGGACGAUUAUAUACUAUUGGUACUGUACAAUUUGAAAGUUUGGUUGAAUUAGUUAAUUAUUAUGAAAGGCAUCCAUUAUAUAAAAAAAUUAAAUUAAAUCAUCCUGUAAAUCAAGAUAUUAUUAGAAAAAUGGAAUUGGAUAUAGAUGACGGAUCUGUUUAUGGUAUUCCUGGUUAUAUGGAUCCUACUAGUUUUACAUCAAAAGUGACUGUAAAGGCUAUAUAUGAUUACAAAGCAAGAAGGGAUGAUGAAUUAACAUUAGUAAAACAUGCUAUAAUAACAAAUGUACAUCGACAAAGCGGUGGUUGGUGGCGAGGAGACUAUGGCGGUAAAAAACAACAUUGGUUCCCUGCUAGUUACGUUGAAGAAAUAAAACCACAAGAAAGUCAAGAUUCAGCAGAUUCUAUGAUGUUUGGUAGUCUACAAAAAGGCUCAUUGGACAUCAUGGGUGCUGUAGUUGAAUUAAGAGUAGGCGGACGACCCGGAUUAGAAUGGAUAUUAAGAAUACAAAAUCCUAGUAUGUGUUCAGUAUUUGAAGUAGCAACUUCAUCGAAAGAUACAGCACUAGAAUGGAUGUCCAGUAUUAAAGAAACUGCUCAAAAUGCCAGUGUCAGAGAGAAUCAACAUAAAGAAAUGGAACGUGCAUGGAGAAUAGCUAAGGAAAUGUCUAAUUUAAUAGUUUAUUGUAGAUCCGUCGCAUUUAAUUUAGAUAGAAUAAAAACAAAAGGUUUUAUAUUUAAUGAAAUGAGUAGCUUUCCUGAGACAAAAGCUGAAAAACUUAUGUGUCAACAAGAAAACAAAUUUUUUAUAAAGUAUCAUCAGAUUCAAUUUAGCAGAGUAUAUCCAAAAGGACAACGUAUUGAUUCAUCAAAUUAUAAUCCUGUGCCAAUGUGGAAUGUUGGUUGUCAAAUGGUAGCACUGAAUUAUCAAACUGGUGAUAAAUCAAUGCAGCUUAAUCAAGCAAAAUUUAGAGAAAACGGCAACUGUGGUUAUAUUUUAAAACCCGAGUUCAUGUUUAGAGAUGAUUUUAAUCCGUAUGACAAGAAUUGUUUACAUAGAAUAGAAAGUCUUAAGUUUUCCUUAAAAAUUAUUGGUGCAAGACAUUUAAUCAGAUCAGGCAGAGGCAUAGCUAGUCCUUUCAUUGAAAUUGAAAUUAUAGGAGCUGAUUUUGAUUCUGGUACAAAAUUAACAACAAGAACAAUACCUGAUAAUGGAUUCAACCCCAUGUGGAAUGAGUCUUGCGAAUUCGAAGUUUUUAAUCCAUAUUUCGCAUUCAUACGAUUUGUUGUACAAGAUGAAGAUAUGUUUGGUGAUAGUAAUUUUAUUGGACAAGCCACUUAUCCCGUUCGAUGUUUGCAACCAGGAUAUAGAAGCGUUCCAUUAAAAAACAAUUACAGUGAAGAUCUUGAACUUGCGUCAUUAUUAGUACAUCUUCGAAUUACAUCUUCGGAAAGAUGUACAUUCGCAUAAUUUAUAAAGUCGAUAGUAAAUUACGGGCUUUAAGAUAUGUAUCAGAAAGGUUAUUAUUUAACAUAAGUACUGUUACAUGAAAUGCUUUAAUGAAAAUCUGUAAUUAAUUGAAAUAUUAUCAUAGAAGACUGGUUAUUUACAAAGAUGUAAUUCUUCAAAUUAAAGUCAAUAAUUUAAGAAUAUUAUACGUUAUGUAUAAUAUC